Molecule: messenger RNA, 21524 nt
Organism: Coregonus sp. 'balchen'
Lineage: Eukaryota; Metazoa; Chordata; Actinopteri; Salmoniformes; Salmonidae
Source: the annotation of a GenBank genome assembly
AUGGCACGGUUAGGAAAGAGGUGGCUAGUGAGGUCUAAGACAGUCCCUCUUCCUGCCUAUUGUUUGUUCUCCUCAUAUGCCUUGUCAUCUUACUUGUCUCCUAUUGUCUCCUCCCACAACACACACCAGCCACAUCAUGUGGAUAAGAAAUGAAAGGGUGUGGAAAAUGGUUGCUGAGGUCUUCUCAUGCCCUCUACUCUUUUGUCAAUGUUUUAUGCCUUACACAAUUUGUCCUCCCUAUAGUCUCUCAUCAGACAGAGUAGAUUGUGCUGAUGUACUGUCCUCUGCAAUGACUUGUGUGCUGACUCUAAUCUGGCCCUCUAUAACGUUGUACUCUGUCAGUGUACAGUGAGGGAAAAAAGUAUUUGAUCCCCUGCUGAUUUUGUACGUUUGCCCACUGACAAAGAAAUUAUCAGUCUAUCAUUUUAAUGGUAGGUUUAUUUGAACAGUGAGAGACAGAAUAACAACAAAAAGAUCCAGAAAAACGCAUGUCAAAAAUGUUAUAAAUUGAUUUGCAUUUUAAUGGGGGAAAUACGUAUUUGACCCCCUCUCAAUCAGAAAGAUUUCUGGCUCCCAGGUGUCUUUUAUACAGGUAACGAGCUGAGAUUAGGAGCACACUCUUAAAGCGAGUGCUCCUUAUCUCAGUUUGUUACCUGUAUAAAAGACACCUGUCCACAGAAGCAAUCAAUCAAUCAGAUUCCAAACUCUCCACCAUGGCCAAGACCAAAGAGCUCUCCAAGGAUGUCAGGGACAAGAUUGUAGACCUACACAAGGCUGGAAUGGGCUACAAGACCAUCACCAAGCAGCUUGGUGAGAAGGUGACAACAGUUGGUGCGAUUAUUCGCAAAUGGAAGAAACACAAAAUAACUGUCAAUCUCCCUCGGCCUGGGGCUCCAUGCAAGAUCUCACCUCCUGGAGUUGCAAUGAUCAUGAGAACGGUGAGGAAUCAGCCCAGAACUACACGGGAGGAUCUUGUCAAUUAUCUCAAGGCAGCUGGGACCAUAGUCACCAAGAAAACAAUUGGUAACACACUACGCCGUGAAGGACUGAAAUCCUGCAGCGCCCGCAAGGUCCCCCUGCUCAAGAAAGCACAUAUACAGGCCCGUCUGAAGUUUGCCAAUGAACAUCUGAAUGAUUCAGAGGAGAACUGGGUGAAAGUGUUGUGGUCAGAUGAGACUAAAAUGGAGCUCUUUGGCAUCAACUCAACUCGCUGUGUUUGGAGGAGGAGGAAUGCUGCCUAUGACCCCAAGAACACCAUCCCCACCGUCAAACAUGGAGGUGGAAACAUUAUGCUUUGUGGGUGUUUUUCUGCUAAGGGGACAGGACAACUUCACCGCAUCAAAGGGACGAUGGACGGGGCCAUGUACCGCCAAAUCUUGGGUGAGAACCUCCUUCCCUCAGCCAGGGCAUUGAAAAUGGGUCGUGGAUGGGUAUUCCAGCAUGACAAUGACCCAAAACACACGGCCAAGGCAACAAAGGAGUGGCUCAAGAAGAAGCACAUUAAGGUCCUGGAGGGGCCUAGCCAGUCUCCAGACCUUAAUCCCAUAGAAAAUCUGUGGAGGGAGCUGAACGUUCGAGUUGCCAAAUGUCAGCCUCGAAACCUUAAUGACUUGGAGAAGAUCUGCAAAGAGGAGUGGGACAAAAUCACUCCUGAGAUGUGUGCAAACCUGGUGGCCAACUACAAGAAAACGUCUGACCUCUGUGAUUGCCAACAAGGGUUUUGCCACCAAGUACUAAGUCAUGUUUUGCAGAGGGGUCAAAUACUUAUUUCCCUCAUUAAAAUGCAAAUCAAUUUAUAACAUUUUUGACAUGCGUUUUUCUAGAUUUUGUUGUUGUUAAUCUGUCUCUCACAGUUCAAAUAAACCUACCAUUAAAAUUAUAGACUGAUCAUGUCUUUGUCAGUGGGCAAAUGUACAAAAUCAGCAGGGGAUCAAAUACUUUUUUCCCUCACUGUAUGUGGUGUUUAGGUGGUAGACAUGCUUACUCUUUGGCAUUAUGUAGGCAGCCUAACAGUGAGAAUAAUACAGAUUGCUAAGUGUAGUAAUGCCCCAAUUGGUUAGGGCCAAACCUAUUUGAACGGUGACAGGGUGAGGAUGGAGGCCAACUCAAAAAUGUUGUCAGGAGGCCUAUAUUCCCAAAAUUAUGGUGCAAUUACAUUACACGUUCAAUGUGUCCAGGACAUGGUCCUUAAGCUUCUGGUGUCCAAUUCAAUUUAGGUUUAGGUUAUGUAAUGAUGUCAUGUCAUAGUAUAGUGGGGACCAGGUUAGAGUUACUAGAUAAGUGGCUUGGUGUCACGGAGUCUACAUUCCGUUAUGUCAAAGGAAAUUACUGAUGUUUAUGAUAGCAUGAUUGAUGGACAGGAUAUACUGACUUGGGUUAAAGAGUAAUAACAUCAAAGAAUGGAAGUGACCAUGAUGAUUACCAGAUGUUCGUGGAGAGACUUGUAACAGAGUGUAUAUAUAGAGUAGAGUGGAGGUACGCUGCUUGUAUAGGGCUGGUGGGCGGGACUCCAGGUAAUAGAGGCUCUUCCGAUUGGUCCGUUGUUUGUGUUGUUGCUACAUCAGUGGCUCCUCCGUUCCGACUGGUCUUCUGUUAGAGUAGGGGUUGGGGAUAGGGUGAAAUAGGGUUAGAGUGGAGUAGGGUUAAGGUUAGUUAGGUUUGAAGUUAGAGAUAGGGUUAGGUUAAGGGGGUUAAGGUUAGGGCAGUGUGGAGUUACAGUUGGGUUAGAGUUGGGUUAGUUUAGAGUUGGGGUUAGGGUUAUCCCCACAGCACAGGCACAGCUUUUGGAGUGAGGGUUGACAUUCAUCCCUCGCCCAACCAAAUUUGAUUGGGAGGAACUUCACAGGGACACUCCCAAAUAUCAUAGACGACUCAAACUGCUUGACGACUUUGACUUCAACACAGACGACAACCACCAACCAUUUACCAUCUACAGUGAGGGAAAAAGGUAUUUGAUCCCCUGCUGAUUUUGUACGUUUGCCCACUGACAAAUAUAUGAUUAGUCUAUAAUUUUAAUGGUAGGUUUAUUUGAACAGUGAGAGACAGAAUAACAACAACAAAAAUCCAGAAAAACGCAUGCAAAAAUGUUAUAAAUUGAUUUGCAUGAGGGGAAUAAGUAUUUGACCCCUCUGGCAAAACCCUUGUUGGCAAUCAGCAGGUGGGCAGCGAUAUGGUAUACAUAGAAAAGAGAAAGCUGGUGAUGUUUAUAGCAGGAGCUAUCAAUAGCACUGAUAAAGGAGAGUCUAAAACGGAGAGGAUUAAACUAAUAGUGAAAGCUGCUGGGAGACAUUUGAGUGACAGGGUUGACAUGGGAAGAGGUUCGAGAUGACCUCAAUCAGCCGAUGGUGGAGUCAUGUAUUACUGGAUCUUAGUUAUGGUGGUAGUACUACAAUGGAAUGCUCGACGCCUGUUGGCUAAUGGGCAGGAAUUCAAGCAGUUCAUUGUUGAUACGAUAGCUAAGCCUGAUGUGAUUUGUGUGCAGGAAACAUGGCUCAAACUGAAUGUGGUUUAUCAUACAGGGAUAUGUAGUGGUUCGUAGGGACCGAGAUAUAGGGGGAGGGUGGGUGUGCCACCUUCAUAAAGCAAGGAAUUCCCUACAAAAUGAUAGGCAAAGGUAUUGAACAGGAGUAUGUGGUGGUGGAGGUGUGGAUGAGAGGAGGGGUGGUAGUGAAUUAUUAUAAUCCGUGUCAGAUAUUGGACAUGGAAGUGCUGGAGAGGGUGGAGGGCCAGGAAAGAAGUAAGGUAAUGUGGUGUGGGGAUUUUAAUGCCCACAACACGCUUUGGGGGGGGGGGGGGGGGGGGGGGGGCGGAUGGAUGGAAAUGGCCAAGUGAUGGAAAAUGUGUGCCUGAAUGAUGGCAGAGGGACCAGGAUUGAUGUAGCCACAGGGAAAGAGUCUGCCUUAGACCUCACUCUGGUAUCUAGUGCGAUGGCAGGAAUAUGUGAGUGGGAGGUAUGGGAGGAGUCGACAGUAGGGAGUGAUCAUUACCCCAUUGUAUGCACAGUAGGCCGGAGGGAGGAGGAGGUAUUCGUGGAUGGAGUAGGCAGGUGGGUGUUUGGAAGGGCAAAGUGGGAUCAGUUUCAGGAGCUGCGUGAGCAGGUGAUGGCUAUGAGAGGGGAUGUAGAUAGUAUGAAUAACUGGGUGAGAACAGCGUUAGCGGGGGCAGCUACUGAGGCUAUACCUAAGAGUUCAGGGAGGAGGAGGAGGAGGAAAGCAGUCCCAUGGUGUACGGAGGAAUGUGGGGCAAUGGUGAGGAUUAGGAACAGGGCAUUUAGAGUACUGAAAAGGACGCAUAACUUCCAACAUCUGAUUCAGUAUAAGCAGGACCAGGCCAUGGUGAGGAGAACUAUCCGUCAGGCAAGGAGGUCAUGUUGGCAUCGGUUCUGUGACACCAUUGGAAGGGCGACACCUGUGGGGGAUGAUUAAGAGGAUGAGUGGGAUCAGAAGGGAGUGGGAUUAUCCAGUGUUGACGAGUGGGGAGGAUAUGGCAGUAACAGAUGAGGAGAAAGCAGAGAUGAUGGCCAGAGUUAGAUGUGGUAUCAGUAAUGAUAAAAACAACCAGUUAUUUGAUUUUUAUAGAGAAUAACGGUGCUUGUUGUCUCUGUUUUGUUUGUUAUUAAAGACCACUUGGUCCAGCGAUCGCAGUGUUUUUGGGGCAGCGUUCGGUGCCCCCAGGCAAACUGCAGUCGACGGUGAAGAAGAUCUUGGCCCCGAAGACUGCAGUUCCAAGUAAGUGUCUACACACUGGAGCAUUGUAAUGAGAUCUCAAUCUUUUUUUGACAACCAUUUAUCUCAUACUCUGUUCUUUUUGUCGUAAAGGGCUGUCUGCUUCCCGAACAGAUCUGCGACCAGCUCUGCAACCCGCAGAGACCUCAGAUGCAGAGCUGGUCGUUGUGGCCAUAGAAGUUGAAAAGUGUAAGUUAAUUACUGCAAUAAUGAUAUUUUUAAAUCAAGUUUUGGAUUCUGACUGACGGAAAUAACCUUUUUAUGUAAUGUAACCUAUUUUGUUUUGUCGCUGUAAUAUUCAUCAGACUAAGGAAGGUACCUUGGGUAAGGUAGGUUUGAGUGAGAAACUCCAUAUCAAAGCAUUUCCUGUCAUGGUGCUGGUAUCCCCCUCCAUUAUUUUCCAACUUUGAUACUCAUAUUAUUUGUAGUUGGCACUUGGUAUCACUCUCCAUUCUUUUCCAACUUUUAUACUAAUAUUAUUUGUAGUUGUUACUUGGUAUUUUCAUGAUGUUACUCUCACAUUGUGAAAAAAUGUGCCAUGUUAUUUAAAAAAAAUCUAUAACAUAGAUUAGAUUCCGAACACAUUGUGACAUUGUUUCCACUCCAAUGCUCUUUUCCAGUGUUUUCCUGCUUUUCUGACAUCAACCUGAGCUUAACUUGUUUCAAUUCCCUAACCCUAAAUCAAUAUAUUGCUUUAACUGAUUCUGUUGUCCUGAUCACAUCCUUGGGGAGCAUAAUCAUCACUUUUUGCUGAUUUAUGUAUUAGGUAUGAAGCCUUGAACGUACAGGUCCCUGCACCACUGCCUCCUGCCUCCCGUCCAGCUGAUGACCCAUCCCGUGCCUCCCUGGACCGGGACCCCCUGAAUCUAUCCCAGGCUUCUGUCCAUACCCUGGUGGGGUGAAGAGAAGAAGAGGGGGAUGUGCCCCGGCUGUCCUUCCUGCCUCCAAGGCCUGCCCAAGAAAGUGCUGAGGUGAAUAAAGUAACAUCGCAAAUCUUACAAAAGGUAAUUGGAUAUUUUUAUUGUGUCAUGCUGGAAAAUGAAUCUUCCAUUUAUUGUACUUUGAACUCUCUUUAACUCCUCUCUCUUAAUGCAGCUGCAGCUUCCAGAGAGCUAGCGGGAAACUCUCAACAAGGAGCAGCAGCGGUGGAUUGGCUGGACACUGUUUACCAGGAGCAGCUCAGGGAGGUCCUUAUUCAUCACAGACUUGCGUCCGUGGUGGUACCCUCCCCGACCCCUUCUUUGCAUGUCCGCUGUUCCUCUGGAUGCCCGUUCGUAUGUGGGCAUUCAAGCUGACAUGCACCCAGCCUGUGUGUAACACCACCCUCACCAACGCUGGGCUUUACAAGACUAUCCGGAGGGUCUUGGACAUCAAGGGUUGGUAUCUCAUGGCCACUGAGUACCUGGAGUGCCCACGGUGUAAGAAGAAGGUGGCGGGCUGGUCGCAGGACGUCCUGGGUCAGCUGGACCCUGCGCAUCGCUGCCAGUUUCCAGCGAUUCUGACCUACAGGUAAGUGUUAAAAUGCAUAAUUUUAUUUUUACUGCUGUAAGACAGUUGAGUACACUAAAUGUCCCUCACCCUUUUCUCACUGCCCCUCUCUCCAGGCAUUCCUGUGACCUGGCAGUUGUGGGAAUGCUGAGGGAGCGUGAUUUGGGGAACAGUGCAACUCAGCUAUACAACAAGCUGUGUGAGGGCCACAGCGAAGCCUGGAUGCGACGGUCCAUACAGUACCUCGGCGAGUUCGAGCACUUCCUGGCCUCGGGCACCAUCCGGCCACAGUUCCCACCACUACCAGAAAUGCUGGUGGUGCCCUCACCCGUCUGGCUGCUGACAGUGUACAGCAUGGAUGUGCUGUCGCGGCUUGCCGAGGUGAAGGCCAGGGUUACCUCUGUCUUCAGGUCCAUCUUAAAGAUGGACUCCACGAAGAAGGUAACACUUUUGUCACACCAUAUUGAAAGUAUUCCAUCAUUUCAUUCCUCCGCAUCCCACUGAUGCUCACUCUCUCCCCCUCUCUUUCUCUUUUCAGGUGACCAAGAAGCUCGCCGGUUAUGCUUCGGACACGGCUGCCUGGGCCACAAACGUGGGGAAUGAACACGGGCAUGUCCUCAACCAUGUCCUCACUGCUGGUGAGGGCGAGGGCCUUAUGAAGCGGUACCAACUCACUGGGGUACCACCCCCCCAGCUCAUGUACGUGGACCGGGACUGUUGCUCCAGCUUUGGCGGAUCGAAGACAGCUUCCAUGUUUCCUGAAUGGGACCAGCUCGUGGUUCGUUUUGACAUCUGGCAUCUGCUGCUGCGGUUCGUAGCAGGUGUCACCACCGAAAGCCACCAGCUGUAUAGGGCCUUCAUGCGGUAGCUGUCGUCCUGCAUUUUUGAAUGGGAUGCAGGAGAUGUCCGUCAACUGCUGGAGGCCAAGUGGUCCGAGCUGGGGAAGCUGCGAAUGGUUGGCCUUAUUGACACAGAGGUCUACAGCCACUUGGGGAGGAGGGAGAUGACUCUUCACACAACGACAGAAGCAGCCUUUGCUCUGCUACAGUGGCAACCUGCAGCACUCCCUCACCCAGCUCAGUCAAAGGGUGCAUGGCUCAGGUCAGGUUGAGGACUUCACCAAGCCUGGUGUGUACACAGGUACGUUGAUCAUGUCAUAGGUUUGUGUAAACGUGUGAUGCGUUUUUAUGUCAUUAAGCUUUGUGUGCUCUCCCACUACAUCGCAGGGGAACUCAUUGGUGUUGAGUACCUGUACGCCCAGACCACCGAGGGACCCUUGGAGGACGAGUGAUUUCAGGAGGCCAGUCGCCUCGUCCUCCACCUCUGUGGCAGCCCGGUCAGGUGCCUCGUCCGCCACCGGCUGUGACCCUCCUGAGGCCCCUGAACACCAGGAUUCUCCUCCCUCUGACUCCUCCUCAGGCUCUGAGGACAUUGUAUGUGACCAAUAACAUUGGAGUAGUAUUACAUACAAAAUAACAGAUGUGUUAUUACAGGGAGGGGGAUGAAUAGGAGAUAGGUCAGCUAGUUUGCUUUCCAGUGCACAGGCCUAAAACACAAUGCUAUUCAAAACCUAGCCUUAACCACAAACCCCUUACCUUAACUCUAACCCUAUUUAGGAGCUCAAAGGAAUAAGUAAACUCAUAUAGGGAGGGAUUUCCCCUCCACCUGUUGGACCAGAAGUAAUGUUACCAACACUGCUUAAAAUCAUUAGGAGCUAUAAGGAGUCAGUCAACUAACUGGUCAGUCAAGUCAUAUAGGGAGGGCUUUCAUUGCCACCUGCUGGAUCAGAAAUAAGGGAGGGGGAUGAAUAGGAGAUAGGUCAGCUAGUUUGCUUUCCAGUGCACACAGGCCUAAAACACAAUCCUAUUCAAAACCUAGCCUUAACCACAAACCCCUUACCUUAACUCUAACCCUAUUUAGGAGCUCAAAGGAAUAAGUAAACUCAUAUAGGGAGGGAUUUCCCCUCCACCUGUUGGACCAGAACUAAUGUUGCCAACACUGGGCUUAAAUUCAUUAGGAGCAAUAAGGAAUAAGUCACCUCAUCAUUCAAUACUUUUUUGGUUACUACAUGAUUCCAUAUGUGUUAUUUCAUAGUUUUGAUGUCUUCACUAUUAUUCUACAAUGUAGAAAAUAGUAAAAAUGAAGAAAAACCCUUGAAUGAGUAGGUGUUCUUAAACUUUUGACCGGUAGUGUAUAUCUGAACUGAAGGGACUGAUGGAGAGGGAUGCUAAAUGGGGAAAUAGGUGAAAAAGUAGGAGGGGUGGAGAGGAGGGGGCAGAUACAAGAGUUACAUGUUUUGCUGUGUCAUCCAGUAGUUUUUCAACCUAAACAUUUGGUUUGUAUUUAUUCAGCCAUACACACUGUAUACACACAUACAUUCACUAAUAGAUGCAUACACAAGUUAUUCCCUAGAUCUGGUGGAUAACCUGCUACUUUGUCUGUUAUGACUCAAUAACUCAGGCGACAUGAGCACAUGGUUGGAUGAAAACACCUAUUCCAAAUGGGUCAGAGUCUUGUUUUCUGUGUCUAGGUAUUACUCGUUGAUUUAGGAUUGUCUUGAACUACAGUAGAUGUUCUGUCUGAUUAACAGUCAACUGAAUGUAGGACAGUGGAAGUGGUGUCAAACAAACCAAACUCAUGUUUUCCUGACCCCUCAAUGUUGUUUUGUGUGCUCUGGGUAGUUUUAGGACAUCAGUUUAUCCUUCCCAAACCCCAAUAUUAACCAUAAUCUGGGAAACACACAUCUGGCCUCAGAUCAACAUCUAGACUCUAGGGACAUUGGCUUCAUCUAACUCUGCUUUGUGUUUAUUUUCAAAGCUGUUCCUGGUUUCCCUGUCCUUUGUGUACUUCGCCAAAGACUUCGGGGGAAGCUACAUGAAGAGUUCUAUCACCCAGAUAGAGAGACGCUUCGACAUCCCAAGCUCACUCAUAGGAUUCAUCGAUGGCAGCUUUGAGAUGGGUAGACCUAAAUCCUAAUUUCCUAAGUACCUAGUCCUAAAGCCGUAUUUACCCAGUCCCCGAAAUCAAUAGAUGAUGUUUAUUGUUCUUCAAGAGGACAUCAACCCCUCGCCCUUAGCCCGAGAUACUUGUCCUGAACAUCUGAAAGUGUGUAAGCAGUACAGUUAUAGGGCUCCACCUAUUUUGGGUGUUUUUAUGUGUGGUCUUGCUGCACAACCAAAAUUCCUCUGGGACAAAUAAGGUUGAAAGUUAAAGCACUGUGAUGGGCUAGGUUGAAUUUUCUCACAAUCCUUUCAGAUAUAUAAUCCAAGAAAUAUAGGGGUUUAUUUGAUUCUGAACAAUAAAAGCCUGUGCCCUGUGAGGUUUUGCCUUUUAACUUUAGCUCCAUAAACAUUACUCAUUGAUUAUACCAUGGUUGUUUCUUCUCUCUCCUACCAGGUAACCUGCUGGUGAUAGCAUUUGUGAGUUACUUUGGGGCGAAGCUCCACAGGCCCAGACUGAUAGGGAUUGGCUGUCUCAUCAUGGCUGCUGGGGCCUUCCUCACCGCUCUGCCACACUUCUUCCAGGGAAAGUAAGUCUACCUCUUAUUUGGUUUAUUGACUAUCUAUAGACUGUAUAUUUGUGCAUAGUAUAACCAUGUAAGUAAACAUAAGGCGUGACAAUAAAGAAUUUAAAGAAAAUCUUAACACUUCUGAAGAAGUGGUACAAAAAGCAACAAAGAAAUGCUUGGAUAUAAAGAAGGGAUAUGUGGCUUCACAUAACUUCUCAAAACUACUGUACCACUUUAUAGAGGAAAGAUACAUUUCAUUUCUUUCCCAUGCAGGUAUGUAUAUGAAACAACCCUGUCACAUAUACCUGAGGAAAACACUACAGAGAGUAUUCUGCCUUGUCUGGCCAACACGAGUCAUCUUGUCAUAAAUGAUCAGGCUACAGCUGCGAGUAAAGCAGGUAACGAGUCAAUCACCAUCACUACAGCAUCAGUCUGGCUGUGUCUGGGAACCUUGUUAGGUAAAUGAUUCUUAUGAAUUUAAGUGUAGAUAAAGUAUUACAGGCAAACCAGAUGAGGCUAAUGGGAGGAGCUAUAGGAGGACGGGCUCAAUGGAAUAUAUGGAAUGGAAUAAAUGGAACGGUAUCGAACCUAUGGAAAGUACGUUUGACUCCGUUCCAUUCAUUCCAUUCCAGAAAAGUUGAUGCUACCCUAUCCUAGUUAUAUAAGCAAUUUUUUCCCAAAUCCUGGUCCUAGGAACCCAAAAUGGUGUACUUUUUUGUUUUUGUCCUAGCCCUAACACACCUGAUUUAAAUGAAAGGAUUGUUGAGUAGAUCAGUUGAAUCAAGUGUCUUAUUAAUAGGGCAAAAACAAAAAUGUGCACCCCUUUGGGUCCCCAGGAUUAAGAAACAGUGUUCUAAGGAGAAAUUGUGUUCCCACAACGUGUGAGAAGGAGGCAGGCUCGUCCAUGUGGAUCUAUGUAUUCCUGGUUAACAUGCUGCGUGGGAUUGGAGAGACGCCUGUCAUGCUUUUAGGAGUGUCCUAUCUGGACGACUACGCCCGAAAGGAGAACAAUGCCAUCUAUCUUGGUUAGUAAAAAAAAAACUGUCAGGUGUACCAUAUCAACAUUGGAUAGUAAACAUAUUUUUACACUAUACUGUAUCUCUUCAACCUCUUCCAUACCACAUCGCUCCCGGUUGAAGUUUCCCCUAAGCGUAGGUCUAGGAUUCCCCUCCUCAAUCCUAAACUUAACCAUUAGUGGGGGAAAUGCAAAACUGACCCAAGAUCAGCAACUUGGGGCAACUUUACCCAACACUUAACACAUCAAAAUGUGAGCUGGUGUAACUUGAUUUGUAUCAAACUGUAUUUUAGUCUGGCAAAUCAUGUUAACCUUGGUUAGAAACAACCUUUUCAGGCAUUCCAUAUCAAAAUCUUCUAUCCUACAAAUAUCAGUAGCUGAUUUAGAUGUAUCAGCUAUGGCAAACCAUAUGACAAACGAAUAUGGCCAAACUACUGAUCGGACUUCAGUUAAAUCUAUUGUCUUCUCUUUUGCUUGAACUGUAUCUGACCAACUCUCUCUGUCUCCUCUUCCUCAGCAUGUUUACAGACUGUUGGCAUCCUGGGGCCUGUAUUUGGCUUCACGUUUGGCGCCUUCUGUGCCAAGAUAUAUGUGGAUAUUGGCUCUGUGAAUUUAGGUAACCAACCCUUGAAUUAACAAAUCAUACAUUGUCUAUUUUAUAUAAGCUGUCUUGUGCAAAUCAAGAAGAAGAUCACGUGGUCUGCGGUUGUGAGGACGGUUGGACGUACUGCCAAAUUCUCUAAAACGACAUUGCCUCCUCGGCUUAUGGUAGAGGAAUUAACAUUAAAUUCUCUGGCAACAGCUCUGGUGGACAUUCUUGCAGUCAGCAUGCCAAUUGCAUGCUCCCUCAAAACAUGAGACAUAUGUGGCAUUGUGUUGUGUGACAAAACUGCCCAUUUUAAAGUGGCAUUUUACUGUCCACAGCACAAGGUGCACCUGUGUAAUGAUCAUGCUGUUUAAUCAGCUUCUUGAUAUGCCACACCUAUCAGGUGGAUGGAUUAUCUUGGAAAAGGAGAAAUGCUCACUAACAGGGAUUUAAACAAAUUUGUGCACAACAUUUUAGAGAAAAAAGCUUUUUGUGCGUAUGGAACAUUUCUGCGAUUUUUUUUCUUUCUAUCAGAUCAUGAAACGUUGGACCAACACUUUACAUGUUGCGUUUAACUUCUGUGAUGUUGCUAAAUCAUGGGAGAGGAUAGUUGUUUGUGUAUGGUCUGUUUGCUGAUGGGUCAUCUCGGUUUAUUGGUUGGGACCUGUUGGGUGCUGAAGGUCAUUUCUAAACCGAGAGACAUUUAAAUCUGUUUUCAUUAAGAUAGGAAUUAGCCUAUCUACACUACAUGACCAAAAGUAUGUGGACACCUGCUCGUCGAACAUUUCAUUCCAAGAUCGUGGGCAUUAAUAUGGAGUUGGUCCCCCCUUUGCUGCUAUAACAGCCUCCACUCUUCUGGAAAGGCUUUCCACUAGAUGUUGGGACAUUGCUGCGGGGACUUGCUUCCAUUCACAAGAGCAUUAGUGAGGUCGGGCACUGAUGUUGGGCGAUUAGGCCUGGCUCGCAGUCUGUGUUCCAAUUCAUCCCAAAGGUGUUCAACGGGGUUGAGGUCAGGACUCUGUGCAGGCCAGUCAAGUUCUUCCACACCGAGCUCAACAAACCAUUUCUGUAUGGGCCUUGCUUUGUGCAUGGGGGCAUUGUCAUGUUGAAACAGGAAAGGGCCUUCCCCAAACAGUUGCCACAAAGUUGGAAAAACAGAAUAGUCUAGAAUGUCAUUGUAUGUUGUAGCGUUAAGAUUUACCUUCACUGGAACUAAGGGGCCUAAACCGAACCAUGAAAAACAGCUCCAGACCAUUAUUUAUUCUCCAUCAAACUUUACAGUUGGCACUAUGCAUUCGGGCAGGUAACUUUCUCCUGGCAUCCGCCAAACCCAGAUUCGUCCGUCGGACUGCCAGAUGGUGAAGCGUGAUUCAUCACUCCAGAGAACGCAUUUCCACUGCUCCAGAGUCCAAUGUCGGCGUUCUGUGAGCUUGUGUGGCCUACCACUUCGCAGCUGAGACAUUUUUGCUCUUUGACGUUUCCACAUCAUAAUAACAGCACUUACAGUUGACCGGGGCAGCUCUAGCAGGGCGAACUGACUUGUUGGAAAGGUGACAUCCUAUGACGGUGCCACGUUGAAAGUCACUGGGCUCUUCAGUAAGGCCAUUCUACUGCCAAGGUGACGUGUAUGCGGUGAACGAAGUCAAGCGCAGGACACCGAGCUACUGGCAGACGUACUUUACUAGCACAGUAAAGGAACAUACAAAACAAAACCUCUUAACAGGGAGGAACAAUAUGCGCAUACAAACAGCAACUGCCGACCUCACGGAAAACAAUCACACACAACAAACAAUGAGAGACAGGGAUACUUAAAGGGAAUUCAAUGUAACAUAAUGGGAAACAGGUGUAAACAAUAAAGACCAAACAAGACAAACACCGAAACAUCGAUCGGUAGUAGCUAGAACUCUGGGGACGACGAACGCCGAAGCCUGCCCGAGCAAGGAGGAGGAGCAGCCUCUGCUGAAUCCGUGACAUGAACGCUAUGAUCCCACAUUGAUGUCACUUGUUAAAUCCUCUUCAAUCAGUGUAGAUGAAGUGGAAGAGACAGGCUAAAGAAUGAUUUUUAAGCCUUGAGACAAUUGAGACAUGGAUUGUGUGCCAUUCAGAGGGUGAAUGGGCAACUCAAUAUUAGGAAGAUGUUCUUAAUGUUUUGUACACUCAGUCUUAUCGAAUUGCAUUUUAAUGAAAAAAUAUUUGCUUAGGAUCUCACCUGGUGAAGGCCACAGGAUUGAAAAUGAAUGAAUGCAACAACCAUGUCUCUGUCACUAACAAAUACAGUAAUUGGUGGUAACUCUACAUUUUACACAAGGCAAGGCACACUGGGAAAUAUGCAAAUAAGGCUUUACACUAAGCAAAGUGUUAAUUUAACACUGAAAAGGGUGGACCCGUAUAGACACUGGAACAGUGUUAAAUGUAACACUCUCAGCGUUUAUUCAACUGGAGAAUUUGUUUUGUACAAACAUUAGUAAUGAUGCUCCUUAGAGAGCUAAGACUACCAGGGAUUUCUGUAGAGCUAAUUGAGCCAUAUAACUGAUUCUCCAUAUUUUGAGCAUUAUUUGAUAACAUUGAUAUUAUUGAUAUUAUUUCAGAUUAUAAAUUCAGCUGUCCAGUUAGUUAUUUUAAGGGAAUGUCUGAUCAAUUGACCAUGUUCACCAUCAUAUUCACCCACAUCUUUAUCUCUGUCCUACCCACAGAGAGCAUCUCCAUCAACCACAAGGACUCUCGCUGGGUGGGAGCCUGGUGGUUAGGCUUCCUGGUAUCUGGCUUCCUGAUGCUCCUGGCUGGGAUUCCAUUUUGGUUCCUCCCCAAUACUCUGCCUAAGCAGGGCAAGAGCCCCAGCAAAAAGAAACAGAAGGAGGACACACAGGCCAAGAACUCCUCUGACACCCAAGAGGAGGAGCAGGAGCAGGGCAGUUUCCUACCAGAGGACAAUACUGAGGAGGAUGCACCAAAGCCUGUCACCAUGGCUGCCAUGGCUAAAGGUAUUGUGGGAUUGGUUCCAUUUAGAUUCCUAGCCCCUUCACCUAGCUUCAGAGAAGGUGGGAUAGGUGCUGGAAGUAGUAAUGACUCCACCUUGCCCAAAAUUGAGUUUCUGCUAACUAACCUUCAUCUGUCCAAUACUUUCAAAUCUGUGAUCACAGUUGUUAGGUGCUGGGGAAAGAGGUUAGUGACUAAUGGAACUGGGGCAGUAGAAUUCUUGCAGUGUCCUCAAUCAUUGAUGGACAUUACAGCCUAGACAAACCUGACCCAGAGUCUGACCACUGACCCUUAACAGACCCCCACACCUGACCCCAUUUAAUCACUAAUUUAUGCGAGCUAUAACACAGACACCUUAGUGCUGGUCACUUAUGCUUUGGCCACUACUUGCGACAGUACAGACUCUGACUGCAGCCAAAUGAUUACAAAUACAACAUUCCAUCGACCACAUUUAAUUUAUAUGGUGGAUACCUUAUCUAUGAAAUUAUACUAGAGUGAUCAAUGUAUUGUUGAAGCAUGAUACACCCUAAAAACAUUUGAUUUUCCUGCCUCCAACUAUUUUGAUGCUACUGAAUAUUACAAUAUGCCUUUCUCAAUGCUUUCUGAAUUGUAUUAUUUAUUGUUAUUUCCAGAAUUUGGGCCGUCCCUGAAAAGACUGUUGCUGAACAAAGUUUACCUGCUGAUCAUCCUGACGUCCGUGGUGGCAUUCAAUGGCUUCAUAGGGAUGAUCACCUUCAAACCCAAGUUCAUGGAGCAGGUCUACGGGCAGUCUCCCUCCAAGGCAAUCUUCUUGAUAGGUAGGCUACAGUACAGGAGGCACACACACACACAGACACUUUAUCUCUCCUUUACUCUCCUUCACUCAGAAGAAAGCCGAAGCAAUGUUGUCAUUGAAAGAACAUGUGACUGAGAUUAACAUGACUACAAGUUUGUGUGUACAUGUGCGGGCGGCAACUUUAAACUGAAAGAGCACUCUGAACUGUUAUUAGAUAGUACAGUAGCUAACCUGAUUACUCACCACCACGAGUAUCUAGCUCAUACUGUACAUGACUGUCAUGCAACACCUUUCCCACACAACUUAUACUCUCAGCAGUAACAUUAGUGUGUUUACAAUACUCUGCUAUGCAUUAGUUUUACACAUGCUAGACAUUAUAAAUCAUACUGAAACACAUUUAUCCAUCUAUGCUUCCAAACUGAAUAUAUUCUACUACAUUCCUGACAGUCAUUACAAAUCUUUCUAUUUAGCCUUUUGUGUUUGUUUGUAAUGUAUGUGGUUGUAAAAUGUGAUGCAUGGCAAAUGUACUACAAACUUGACUUGUCUGUCUCUGUCCAGGUUCGAUGAACCUGCCUGCGGUGGGAAUUGGGGUCAUCGUGGGAGGCUAUGUGAUGAAGCGGUUCAAGCUGAGUAUUCUGGGAGCAGCCCGACUCUCCAUCUCCUCCUUCCUCUCCUUCUGCCUCCUGCUCAUCCAGUACUUCCUACAGUGUGAAAACUCAGAGGUGGCUGGCCUCACCAUGACCUAUAAAGGGUAAGCACUGUAGUUCAUAAUAUGCUAGUGCUAUCAGAAAGUAUUCAUACCCCUUGACUUUUUCCACAUUUUGUUGUGUUACAGCCUGAAUUUAAAAUGGAUCAAAUUCAGAUUUUUUUUCUGGCCUACACACAAUACCCUAUAUUGUCAAAGUGGAAUUAUGUUUUUCAAAAUGUUUACAAAAAACGAAAAGCAGAAAUAUCUUGAGUCAAUAAGUAUUCAACCCCUUUUUUAUGUCAAGCCUAAAUUUGUUCAGUAGCACAAAUUUGCUUAACAAGUCAACAUAAUAAGUUGCAUGGACUCACUCUGUGUGCAAUAAUAGUGUUUAAGAUGAUUUAUGAAUGACUACCUCAUCUGUGUACCCCACACAUACAAUUAUCUGUAAGAUCCCUCAGUCCAGCAGUGAAUUUCAAACACAGAUUCAACCACAAAGACCAGGGAGGUUUUUCCAAUGCCUCGCAAAGCAGGGCGCCUAUUGGUAGAUGGGUAAAAGUAAAAAAAGCAGACAUUGAAUAUCCCUUUGAGCAUGGUAAAGUUAUUAAUUACACUUUGGAUACUGUAUCAAUACACCCAGUCACUACAAAGACCCAGGUGUUCUUCCUAACUCAGUUGCCGGAGAGGAAGGAAACCACUCAGGGAUUUCACCAUGAGCCAAUGUUCCUGAGUGGCAAGACCCGGAAAUGGUUGUCUAGCAAUGAUCAACAACCAAUUUGAAAGAGCGUGAAAAUAAUAAUGGGCAAAUGUUGCACAAUCCAGGUGUGGAAAACUCUUAGAGACUUACCCAGCAAGACUCACAGCUGUAAUUGCUGCCAAAGAGGCAUCUACAAAGUAUUGACUCAGGGGUGGGAAUACUUAUGUAAAUUAGAUAUUUAAUUUUCAAUACAUUUGCAAAAAUGUCUAAAAACAUGUUUUCACUUUGUCAUUAUGGAGUAUUGUGUGUAGAACAAAUGUAUUUAAUCCAUUUUGAAUUCAGGCUGUAACACAACAAAAUGUGGAAUAAGUCAAGGGGUAUGAAUACUUUCUGAAAGCACUGUAAAUAAAGUAAUGUUGGGUUAAGGUUAGUUCCUCUCCUUCUGCCUCCUGCUCAUCCAAUACUUCCUACAGUGUUGUCCUACCAAGGGUAAAUACAUGUACUCUAGUUCAUAUUACGUUAAUAGAGUAAAUUAUUUAGUAGAAAUGUUGUAAUAGCUAGAGACUUACUGUUUAUACACUGAUUCUAAGAGAAGGCCUAAAGCACAGUGUGAGUGUGCUUCAUCAAAUAUUAUAUUUGAUUGCUACAAAAUCUGAUUUCGCUUGACUAUUGCUAUUGCUAUUGCUACUAAAUUAGAUAAUAUAAGAUAACAAAAUACAAACUUUGAUCUUUGUCUUCAUUAUCUAUGCACUGCCAUAUAAAACAGUUAACACAAAACAUUGUCAUGCUUUUGACUCAUAGCUACAUUGUUACCUUUGUCUCCCAGGGCUCCAGAGGUGUCUUACCAGCAGGAGAGCUUGCUGUCUCAGUGUAAUAUGGGCUGCUCCUGUUCCCUGAAACACUGGGACCCUGUGUGUGCCAGCAAUGGCAUGACCUACGCCUCCCCCUGUCUUGCUGGCUGCCAGACCUCCAUUGGCGUAGGCAAGGAGAUGGUGAGACAUCUCAUGACUAAAUGUCUAAAUGUGUUCUUAGUUACUCUCAACUCCUCCUACCUUGUUUAUUUACACAUACAGUAGAUCUCACUUUUAAAACACAAUACUCUCUUUAGGAACACUAUGUGUGUCCAUAAGGAUAACAUAUGAGUGUAGAACUCCAGUGAACACUUCUGAAUGUUAUAUACUAUACCACACAAUCAGGUGUGUUAGUACCGGGCUGGAGCAAAAACCUGCACACCCUGUGGGUCGAACCCAUAACCAACUUUGAUGAAUUUAAAGUCACUGUUUCUCCUUCUGUUUUUCUAUCUUCUCCCUCUCCUCCACAGGAGUUCCAUUACUGCACAUGUAUGGGGGAGCUGAAGGGGAAAAUGUUGGCUCUACCAACCAACAUGUCAGUGAUCUUGGGCCAGUGCCCCAGGAAGAGUGACUGUGACAGGAUGAUUAAGUUCUACAUGGCUGUCUCUGUCCUGGGGGCCUUCGUCUCUGACUGUGGGGGCACAUCUGGAUAUAUCGUCCUGCUCAGGUAAAACAAGACAAUAGGAUGGAUGGAACUGCCCAGUUGUAGAAACAGUACCCAAUUGUCAUACUUGAGUAAAAGUAAAGAUACCUUAAUAGAAAAUUACUCAAGUAAAAGUGAAAGUCACCCAGUAAACUAUUACUUGAGUAAAAGUCUAAAAAUAUUUGUUUUGAAAUAUACUUAAGAAUCAAAAGUAAAUGUAAUUGGUAAAAUAUACUUAAGUAUCAAAAGUAAAAGUAUAAAUAAUUUCAAAUUAAGCAAAUCAGAUGGCAAAAUAUAUAUUUUAUUUAUUUAUUUACAGAUAGCCAGGGGCACGCAACACUCAGACAUAAUUUACAAAUGAAGCGUUUGUGUUUAGUGCAGUGGUGUAAAGUACUAAAGUAAAAAUACUUUAAAGUACUACUUAAGUCGUUUUUGUGGUAUCUGUACUUUAUUUACUGUUUAUAUUUGACAACUUUUAUUUUUACUUCACUACAUUCCUAAUGAAAAUAAUGUACUUUUUACUCCAUACAUUUUCCCUGACACCCAAAAGUACUAGUUAGCAGAACAGGAAAAUGGUCCAAUUUACACUUAUCAAGAGAACAUCCCUGGUCAUCCCUAGUGCAUCUGAUCUGGCAGACUCACUAAACACAAAUGUUUCAUUUGUAAAUUAUGUCUCAGUGUUGGAGUGUGCCCCUGGCGAUCCGUAAAUAAUAAUAAAAAAAAGAAAAUGGUGCCUCUGGUUUGCUUAAGAUAAGGAAUUUGAAAUUAUUUAUACUUUUACUUUUGAUACUUACAGUGGGGAAAAAAAGUAUUUAGUCAGCCACCAAUUGUGCAAGUUCUCCCACUUAAAAAGAUGAGAGAGGCCUGUAAUUUUCAUCAUAGGUACACGUCAACUAUGACAGACAAAAUGAGAAUUUUUUUUUCCAGAAAAUCACAUUGUAGGAUUUUUUUAUGAAUUGAUUUGCAAAUUAUGGUGGAAAAUAAGUAUUUGGUCAAUAACAAAAGUUUCUCAAUACUUUGUUAUAUAGCCUUUGUUGGCAAUGACACAGGUCAAACGUUUUCUGUAAGUCUUCACAAGGUUUUCACACACUGUUGCUGGUAUUUUGGCCCAUUCCUCCAUGCAGAUCUCCUCUAGAGCAGUGAUGUUUUGGGGCUGUCGCUGGGCAACACGGACUUUCAACUCCCUCCAAAGAUUUUCUAUGGGGUUGAGAUCUGGAGAUUGGCUAGGCCACUCCAGGACCUAGAAAUGCUUCUUACGAAGCCACUCCUUCGUUGCCCGGGCGGUGUGUUUGGGAUCAUUGUCAUGCUGAAAGACCCAGCCACAUUUCAUCUUCAAUGCCCUUGCUGAUGGAAGGAGGUUUUCACUCAAAAUCUCAUGAUACAUGGCCCCAUUCAUUCUUUCCUUUACACGGAUCAGUCGUCCUGGUCCCUUUGCAGAAAAACAGCCCCAAAGCAUGAUGUUUCCACCCCCAUGCUUCACAGUAGGUAUGGUGUUCUUUGGAUGCAACUCAGCAUUCUUUGUCCUCCAAACACGACGAGUUGAGUUUUUACCAAAAAGUUCUAUUUUGGUUUCAUCUGACCAUAUGACAUUCUCCCAAUCCUCUUCUGGAUCAUCGAAAUGCACUCUAGCAAACUUCAGACGGGCCUGGACAUGUACUGGCUUAAGCAGGGGGACACGUCUGGCACUGCAGGAUUUGAGUCCCUGGCGGCGUAGUGUGUUACUGAUGGUAGGCUUUGUUACUUUGGUCCCAGCUCUCUGCAGGUCAUUCACUAGGUCCCCCCGUGUGGUUCUGGGAUUUUUGCUCACCGUUCUUGUAAUCAUUUUGACCCCACGGGGUGAGAUCUUGCGUGGAGCCCCAGAUCGAGGCAGAUUAUCAGUGGUCUUGUAUGUCUUCCAUUUCCUAAUAAUUGCUCCCACAGUUGAUUUCUUCAAACCAAGCUGCUUACCUAUUGCAGAUUCAGUCUUCCCAGCCUGGUGCAGGUCUACAAUUUUGUUUCUGGUGUCCUUUGACAGCUCUUUGGUCUUGGCCAUAGUGGAGUUUGGAGUGUGACUGUUUGAGGUUGUGGACAGGUGUCUUUUAUACUGAUAACAAGUUCAAACAGGUGCCAUUAAUACAGGUAACGAGUGGAGGACAGAGGAGCCUCUUAAAGAAGAAGUUACAGGUCUGUGAAAGCCAGAAAUCUUGCUUGUUUGUAGGUGACCAAAUACUUAUUUUCCACCAUAAUUUGCAAAUAAAUUCAUAAAAAAUCCUACAAUGUGAUUUUCUGGAUUUUUUUCCCUCAAUUUGUCUGUCAUAGUUGACGUGUACCUAUGAUGAAAAUUACAGGCCUCUCUCAUCUUUUUAAGUGGGAGAACUUGCACAAUUGGUGGCUGACUAAAUACUUUUUUCCCCCACUGUAAGUAUAUUUUCGCAAUUACAUUUACUUUUGAUACUUAAGUAUAUUUCAAACCAAAUACUUUUAGACUUUUACUCAAGUAGUAUUUUACUGGGUGAUUCACAUUUACUUGAGUCAUUACUAUUAAGGUAUCUUUACUUUUACUCAAGUAUGACAAUUGGGUACUUUUUCCACCACUGGUUUAAUGACUCUGCCAGAUCAAAGGCAGUAGGGAUGACCAGGGAUGUUCUCUUGAUAAGUGUGCGAAUUGGACCAUUUUCCGGUCUUGCUAAGCAUUCAAAAUGUAAUGAGUACUUUUGGGUGUCAGGGAAAAUGUAUGGAGUAAAAAGUAAAUGAUUUUCUUUAGGAAUGUAGUGAAGUAAAACUUGUCAAAAAUAUAUAUAGUGAAGUACAGAUACCCCCAAAAAUUACUUAAGUAGUACUUUCAAGUAUUUUUACUUAAGUACUUUACACCACUGGAACUGCCCACCUGUGAUUGCAAUCACUUUUGUAUUGAUUUUGUUUGCAAGCUUUGUUUACCCUCAAUGUGUUGCUUUUGUUUUGUUUCAGAUCUAUACACCCCGAUUUAAAAUCACUGGCUCUUGGCAUGCAGACAUUGAUAGUCAGAACUCUGGGUAAGUAAGAUGAGUUUGUGGAGGGUAUGAACACUCUUAGAACCUUGUGGAACAUUCUCGAAAUGUUAUAUUUUCCUUCAAUUUCUAUGGUUAAGGAACUUGAGAAAGUAAAACACUUCAGUAACUUGUGUGUGUGUUUGCAGGUGGAAUCCUUCCUCCUAUAUACUUUGGAGCUUUGAUUGACAGGACGUGUCUGAAGUGGGGUUUAAAGCGAUGUGGGGGUCAAGGAGCAUGCAGACUCUACGACUCACAUGCAUUCAGGUACAGUCAACUGAACUCAACUGAUAAAUGGAUGGAUGGAUGGACUUUAUUAUAACCUAUGUCCCUUCUCUCCCCUGUAGAAACGUUCCUGGGUCUGAUCUAUGGUCUAUACAGCCUGGCCUACCUGCUGUGGGGGGUGCUGUACUGGCAGCUGUCCAAGCGGCAGAAGAAGUUGGUACUGCGAAGCCAGGCCAAGGCUACAGCCCUGGAGGCCAACGGGAACAACAAUCCCAAUAGACAUGCCAUGGUCAGCAUCUUUAAGAACAAAGAUGAUCUGGACAGGGACAGUGAGAGCACUAUCUGA